Pangasianodon hypophthalmus (striped catfish) is the source of this 1944-nucleotide messenger RNA. RefSeq lists its product as uncharacterized. The transcript is spliced from 3 exons. The coding region runs from base 1026 to 1676 and encodes 216 amino acids. Gene Ontology annotation, molecular function: monoatomic cation channel activity. The record is from RefSeq and is a predicted model, not a curated record. NCBI's taxonomy places the organism in Eukaryota, Metazoa, Chordata, Actinopteri, Siluriformes, Pangasiidae.
CAAAUGGUCCAGAGAAAUUUGUGUAUAAAUGCACUGUGGUCCAACUCUGAAAAGAAUUUCCGGACUUUCUCUCAGAUGAAUAUCAUCAGCUCUGGAGUAACAUCCUGAAAGUGGAAGCACCGCAGACGAGAUCAGACCACAGACGAGAUCUGAGGCUUCCUCUGAAUCGCUUUGUGCCUGUUUGUGAUUCUUCACCCGUUUGUUCUGUGAUCACGGCUUUAAGAAGAUUUUACACUGAACGCUACAUUUUCUUUAUUUCUCUGAUAUUCCUCCUCUCACUACAGUCUGCUUUCAUUCCUUAAUUUCAUCAGAGUUCACACCACACUGCUCAGAAGGUCAGAAGGUCAGAAGUGUAAUUGCUGAUGUGAUGAAGUUUUCUGUAACAUUGGAGGAAGGAGUCUCCAGUGUCAGUGCUUUGUAAGUUAGACUUAAAAAAGAGUACUGCUCAUUUUCAAAAACAAAUAGAUGUGAUAUAUAAAACUAUAAAAUGAGAUAAAAGUGUGAACGUUUCAGAUUGUUGUCAGUAAUCUCUGAAGUGUGAGAGUUUCAGUGAGUAGGAGAGUGUGAGAAGAUGACAGUACUGCAGUUUGGUUUCCGGUGUUUUGUGUCGGUUUAUCAUCUCUCUAUCACGUGUUGUUGUGUUUCUCAAAACCCUCACGUGACGACGGCCUGCGUCUUUUCUUCUGAUUUGGAUUUUGGCUCUUAAAAAUCAGUAAAGCUCUAAUCUGUGAAAACAUUUUGAGUGUUAUGAUGAAUGAUAAAAAUGCUUCUGUUUAGAACAGGAAGUGGUUUAAAGAUGUUUGGGUGCAGGAAAUUGAGCUUCAUUAACAUCAUAGCUUCAGUGCAGAACUAAUGAAACAGAACUUCAAAACAGAGGAAGCCUGUCUGUGAGGUUGAGUUGUAGCAGGGGAGGAGUGAUGAACAACACAUGGCAGGAUAUAUGAGGCUGCAGUGACAAAAACAUCAGAAUCUCACAACAGGACGUCUUUAUUCACAUCCAUUCCCUGCAUCUUUGACUUGUCAUCAUGGUGGACGCUAAAAGAGUUACUGGAUUUUUGCAGAAACAAAUUGGAUAUUUUGGGAUCUUCAGUCUUAUUCUUGCUGCUUUCGAGCAGAUAAUGGAUGAAGAAUUUGUUUGUCCUUGUGAUCCUAUCGAUAAUAUAGCAGUAUGUGUUCUUUAUGGCACGAUCCCUUCCAUUGGUUGCUUUGUUUUGACUUUUUGUUUCAUGGACUGGUCCCCAGAGGCAGAGGACGGAAGGAGGAGAGAUAACUCCACGUGUGAUAAAGUUCUGUACUCCACUCUCGCAGCCGCCAUCUGGCUGUUUCUCUUCUUUGUCGAUGGCCGAUACCUGGCCUGUGCGCUUUCAGGUUGGAAAGGUGUGUACGCUAGAAAUGACACUUUGGGGAUUGAAAAAUGGUGCAAGCCGACAGGAAAUGAAACGUCAGUGUUUGAGAGUCAGCAGACGACCCUGCAGUGGAUCUCCAGAUCUCAGAUUAUAGGUUUCAUCAUCAUUUUAUUUGUUAUCUGUAUUCUGGGCUGCGUGAACAGCACUCGGAGAACUACGACACGAAGGAACUUCACGGAGAUGGAAGCCGAACACAGCAAGAUGAAACUGCACGGUCGACUCGGUGAGAGGAAAUUCAGCUUCGAAGUUGAGGAAGUCACAUGCUUGUAAAAAGCGACGUUCCUUUAUGAUUUCCUUCAAAUGAUAUAAUUGUUGUUGUUUUGUUUUUAAAUCGAUGUUAAUUAUGAUGUUAUUUUGAGUAAAUAAGCUACUGCAUUUGUAAUCCUGUUAUUUCUGUAUCACGUGAUUGUUAUUAAAAUAAUAAUUUCUUGUCAGAUUGUUAAUAAUUUAGCGCUGAUUACACUGUUAUGGUUUGAAGUGGCUUUUUCCUGCUGUACUAUAGCACCUUAAACUAAAUAAAAAUGUAAUUUUCUCUCUU